Molecule: messenger RNA, 1901 nt
Organism: Pseudocercospora fijiensis CIRAD86
Lineage: Eukaryota; Fungi; Ascomycota; Dothideomycetes; Mycosphaerellales; Mycosphaerellaceae
Exons: 2
Coding region: 1-1668 (555 amino acids)
Biological process (GO): cytoplasmic translational initiation
Cellular component (GO): guanyl-nucleotide exchange factor complex; eukaryotic translation initiation factor 2B complex
Molecular function (GO): translation initiation factor activity; guanyl-nucleotide exchange factor activity
Source: RefSeq, a predicted model, not a curated record
AUGCCGCACGCCACGGUGCCCUCGCCGGGCCUACAGGCAAUCAUCCUUUGUGGUCCAGGCGAAUCGCUCAGCACAUUCACAUCCAUCCCAAAGGACUUCCCCAAAGCGCUCAUUCCGAUCGCGAAUCGGCCUAUGGUGUGGUAUCCGCUGGACUGGUGCUAUCGCAUGGGAAUCAAUGACAUCACUCUUGUGACUCCUCCAGAAUCACAACACGCGCUCGAGUCGGCGCUGGCCACACAUCCGGCCUUGACAAGUCUGCCUUCGCCCAAGCCAGAACUUAUAGCGCCAGUUGAUCUCACGCCGACGACUGGAACGGGUCUCCUUCUUCGUUUGCCUGAAGUGCAACAGGCAAUCACAUCCGACUUCGUGGUCCUCCCCUGCGAUCUCAUCUCAGAACUCGACGGCACUCGCUUGAUACAGCAAUGGAUGACCUUGAAUCCACUUUCGCUUUCUGCUAGAGGCACCAAGCGGAAAGGCGGACUUGCGCUGUUCUAUCCAACGCUCGGACUGGAAGGCAUCAGCCACAAGAAGGACGAGACUGAUUUCAUCGCCACUGUCCCGCUCGACUUACCUUCAGUUCCAGCCCCGAAUGGGAGCCUUCGACAAGACAUCGAGCAGCUCGUCAUCGCCAUGCCGACUGACACCUUGAAUGACAAGAUUCAGGAUGGCCAGGGCAUUUUCCAGCUCCGAUCACAGUUAUCUGGCAAGUACGGGCGAGUCAAGAUGAAGAGCAAGCACCGUGAUGCCCAUGUCUACAUAUUUCCGAAAUGGGUCAAAGAUUAUGCUGCCCGCAAUGAAAAGUUCGAUUCAAUCAGCGAAGACGUGCUUGGCUGGUGGGCCAAGGCUCAGUGGCAGAAUGGCCUGGGUGAGAAGAUCUCAUUACACGAAGCACUCGGCCAAACAGCACACUCGUCAGAAGAUAUGGAGAGCUCACAAUUAGAGGAGCCCAUCGCCGACGCAGCUAAAUUGUCGACCACGAAGAUUGCGUCACCCCCGCGAAGUACCAAGGGCUUUGCCUCUCGAGUUGGUGGCUCAGCACCUAUCCCUGCUCUUGAGACGCUGGAGCUGCCUUCACUCCUGGCAUAUGUUCAACCGACACCGAACUCUACAUCUCCGCAACCCCUCAUACGGCGCGUCGACAACACUCAUGCACUGCUAAAUAUCUCUCUUUACCUUGCAAAGCAACAGUCGCACCAGCUCGGCCACGAACACAAAGUCCACCCCACCGCAAUUUUGGCUCAACAAGCUCGGGUAUCUCAAGAGGACUCCCUGGUUGCGGAGAAUGUCAAGAUUGGCUUUCGCAGCAAUAUCAAAGAGAGCGUUAUCGGUGCAAAUUGUGACAUUGGUGCUGGUGCUCGUCUCACUCGCUGCCUGCUCAUGGAUGGCGUCACAGUCGGCGAUGGAGUGCAAUUGGUCGGAUGUAUCAUUGGUAGACGAGCCAGAAUUGAAGGCCUCAAGCCUCGAGACCCGAGCUCUGCCGUUGUGGAAGGCGAGAAGAAGAAGUCCAAGAAGCCGGUCGACGAUGACGACGAAAUGACAAAACUCACCGAUUGUGAAGUGGCGCCCAACUUUGUCGUCGAAGCAAGCACAGAAGCCAAGGGCGAGAAAAUGAUGCCGUUUGAUACAGAGGAUAUGGAGGACCUUGAGGAUGAGGAAGAUGAGGACUGAUUACUCCUUCAUUUCAAGACAGGCAACCGGUCUGCUCCAUAUAUUACGGCGGAAUGAACCUUUCUAGAGACCAUAGACGGGCCGACCACCGAUGGAUUGAUUACAACUGCAGCCUUUAGACUCGGAUUUGCAUACUGGCAGCGCUUCCAUACGUGCAGCUGCCGUGCUCGAGGUUCGAAAGAGGGGCCAGUCCAGCAUAUUGCCUAUGCUGGCGACUCAUUCUGGUGCUAGGC